UUUCUUUUAAAUUUCAUCACUUAGUAGCUUUUAUUUAAUGAAUUCUGCUGCUGACGGCAUUCGAUUCAGACUUGUGCUGUGUUGAAAGUGAUGCAGGAAUGCUACUGUUCAAAUUGCUGUCGUGACUUUUACGCAAAAGUGACGCGGACGGACGUAAAGACAUACAAAUGGCUUUAAUCCAUUCAUACUGACUGCAGUGAUAAACAAGAACUGCUGUGUCUUCACCUUCCUGUGUCUAUCUAUCUCUACUUUGAGAAGAUUCUUCCUCCCUCCUAAAGUUAAUGGAUCUGUAUCCAUCGCAGGUUGUCACCAUGAAGUAGCCGGCCUGUGCUGAACUUAACCAGAUCGUGUUUGCUUAAGCCAAAACAGUUCUAGUCCUGAUAGUAUCAGACUCAGGGAGGAGGAGGAGGAGGAGGAGCUGCUGUUGGAGCUCCGGGGGAUGAACUCAGCAUUGUUAGAAUCAGGCCAGUGAGAAAAGCUGUUUGUCUGAUAAAGCUCGGGGCCCGGCGUGAGGCGGCGGAGCGUCCCCAGGAGAGGAGAGUUCAGACUGGCCUUUAACUGAUCCGACACUCCUACGGCUCACCUUCGCUUCACCUUACCAAUUAAGAACCUCCCCUCACCCCUGGGGGCCCUGAUUCCAGUCUCUCCCAGCUCUCCCCCACAUCACCAUCUCCUCACCUCUCCCCCCCCUGAUCAAUCCACCCCCAAACCUCCCCUGACUCUGGCCUCCUCCCUCCUCCCUCCCUGCCUCGGUGAGUCUCCCCCCGGGUCGCCGAGGCCAUGGCGGUUCCUUCAGCCCACGAGUUUCACUGGCAGAGCCUGGCACGACUGCCAACCGGCCGUGUCUACCACACUCUGUCUGAGGUGGGGGGGCAGAUGUACAUGCUGGGGGGCUGCGACGCUGCAGGGAGGCCCUGCCCGGCCCUGGAGCUCUACUCCCCCGAGGGGGACCGGUGGAUGACCUUGCCUCCCAUGCCCACCCCUCGUGCCGGGGCAGCUGUGGCGGUGCUGGGAAAACAAAUCCUGGUGGUGGGAGGAGUGGGAGAGGACCAGAGCCCCCUGAAGGUGGUGGAGAUGUACAACACAGAGGAAGGGAGGUGGAGGAAGAGGAGUGCUCUGCGGGAGGCCUUGAUGGGUUUAUCGAUCACUGUCAAAGAUGGCCGGGCUCUGGCUGUGGGGGGAAUGGGUGCUGACCUGCUCCCUCGUAGCAUCCUGCAGCAGUAUGACCUUCGAAAGGACGUGUGGGCGCUACUUCCUCCCAUGCCGACCCCUCGCUACGAUGGCAACACACAUCUGCUGGCCAACAAGCUCUACGUGGCAGGCGGACGCCACUGUAAGCGACCGGUGAAGGCCUUCGAGGUGUACGACGCAGAGACGCGUUCUUGGACUACGCUACCCAUCAUGCCUUGCAAACGUUCGUAUGGGGGCGUGAUAUGGGACGAAACUGGGAGGUUGUGUCUGCUCGGGGGACUGCGGCAGGGAGGAGGACACCAGAGCUCCAAGUUCACCAAGAACGUCAACAUUUUUGACACCAACCAAGGCGCCUGGUUGAAGUCGGAGGAGACGGUGGCGAUGAAAACAAAGAGGGCUGACUUUGCUGCUGCUUUCCUGCGUGGUCGGAUGGUUGUAGCGGGAGGACUUGGUCAUGAGCCCUCGGCGCUGGACACGGUGGAGGCCUUUCAUCCCCAGAGGAAGAAGUGGGAGAGGUUGGCUCCUAUGACCUUCCCCCGAUGUUCCACCUCCUCCAUCGUCAUCAGAGACCGAUUCCUGGUGGUGGGAGGAGUCAACCAGGUUCCCAGCUCGGCCCACGAGAUCCUGUAUGUAAAAGAAGAAGAGUAUCUGUAGCCUGCAGAUCAGCGAUUCCACUUCCUCUUCUCUGUACAACCCCUCCUGAAUCAGACUAGUGCAAUAUUUAGGAAGCAUUGAAACGAGAUGGGAGUCUGAGUGAUGUGAUGUAACAGACGACACUGCCCCCUGCUGGGCCGCAGAUAUACUGACACUGAGCCCCACAAGUAAGCACACACAUGCACAAUGGAGGAGCUGGCUCUUUCUUUCUUUAUGUUUUCUUUAUACUGUUCAGUGCGUGACACUUCUGCGUUGUACGUUGCAGUGCAUACAUGGAGAAGAAACUAUUUUGUAGCUUAUAUGUCUAGUAAUGUAGACACGAGGAAGAGCUGUUUUAUGGUGUAUAUAUGCAGUUCAUGUUUGCGUCUUUGUGUUGUAGAUCGAGUGAUUCCCACAUUAAUUAAGUUUGAUGACAUGACUGCAAUAUUUGUACGUUAUUUAAUAUCAUCUAGCAAAAAAAAAAAAAAAACCUCACUAGAAAGUGAGUAAUGUGCGGUUAAACUGUACUGUAACAAAAUUUGCACUAAAGCAGUUAACACUGAGUGGGAGUU
Molecule: messenger RNA, 2396 nt
Organism: Sebastes umbrosus (honeycomb rockfish)
Lineage: Eukaryota; Metazoa; Chordata; Actinopteri; Perciformes; Sebastidae
Gene: klhdc8a
Product: kelch domain containing 8A
Exons: 8
Coding region: 781-1845 (354 amino acids)
Molecular function (GO): protein binding
Source: RefSeq, a predicted model, not a curated record